AUGGCACAAACCCUCGACGUUGCGGCGGCAGAGGGCACCAUCUGCAAACUCACCAAAACCUGUCAGGACCUUUUCGAGGAAUGCAUGCAGACGGACCGACUGAGCACCUCCGGGUGGCUGGAGAAACGACAGGGCAUGUUCAACCUCUGGUCGUUUGCGCUCAAGGCCUCCGAGGCGGGGAAGCAGUCUCUUGACUACCGUGUGAUGUCGAGGCCCGAUGUCGCAGAGGCCAUCAAGGAUCACAUCGAGGGGCUGAUCGAAGCUCUCGAGCAAUGUAAAGAGAUUGCGAGUAUGGCGGAGGUGGACCAGCUCCGGAGAAUAUCAACUGCAAUUCGGAAAUCUGGAGCUAAAUACCGAUACGAAAGGGCCGAUCAAGAGUUCAAUGAGGAAGUUUACCAAGAGCUACGCAACUCUAUGGUUAUCGCUAUUCGGACACAGCAGUUGUGGCUCCCAAAAUUCGCGAAGACGGAGGCAGAGAGAUAUUCUUCAGCAGCAAAAUGCGGCUCAAUGUCAGAAUGGGAGACAAGGAGUAACUUUGAGCUAGGGGACAAAGUCGAAUCUCAGCCCCAGCCGCAAAUCCAUUUGAAGCCUGGGGCAGGUGUCGAGGCGCCGCGAGGAAGGCAGCUCCAAGAUACCUGGAGCCUCACACCAAUCCAGGAGCGUCUCGUUCGGGCCAACAUACUUCGCCACCACCGGAUCAUCUUCUUUGCCGAACCCGCAAGGAAGAAGGCCACGUUGCUUGCCAGCAGGGAUCGGUGCGAAGAGCAGGAGCCCGAGAGGAAGAAAGCCAAAUUGGGCGAGGACAGCGGCUACAACCAGGCCAGCGCCUCUGUGGCUAGGCUAGGUGGCGAGAGUGCGUCGACGCCCUCAGAAUCCCGAAAGCCAAUCUCAGAAGAGGAAAGACCACCUAGAGGCCAAGCAGGCCUAUCUCAAGUCCCAGCAACUAUGACGAAUGCAUCAGACCUCGAUAUUAAGGGAGUGACCAGGCCUAAAUGGUCGCCCUCACAUGUGACGCUCGGAACCGCAAUACAGGAGACACAGAGCCAUGUGGCCAACGACCUCAUACCGUACACGUGCGUGUUCGAGGACUGCGACACGCCGGACGAUAUGUACGCGUCCACGUUUGAGCUUACGCGACAUACGAUCAAGGCGCACGGCGCCCCCUACUGGAUAUGCGGGCGCUGUCCGGCCGGGUCGACCGAUAGGAUCAUGGGUAGCCCAUCGAAGUGGGUCGCUCACAUGAGGAGAGAGCACCCCGGCGGCUUCCGAGAAGCCGAGCUGCCUCUGCUCCGCGACGCCAGCCGCCAAACCUUAAUCCCCCCUGUUGAUUGCCCACUGUGCCGCGUCUCCCAGGACUUGCCGUCUGAGACCCUGGACGAGCAUAUAGCCAAGCAUUUGCAUGCCUUCGCCCUCUUCUCCCUUCCCUGGGGCAGCAAGGAGGCGGCCGAGUCCGACUUGGAUAUAGAUGCUGAUAUAUGGCCCACCCUCGCGACGGAUAGGAGCCUAGGGAAGCACAAAGUCCUCGACAAGGCAGCAAUUCAUAUGUGGCUAAAUGAGACAGAGAUUCAAAGUCCUGUUCGCUACUUGUAUUUAUUGCAUGCAAAAGAGAUGGCACGGCCGUCGAUACCUGUGCCUGAGGAUUCCUACGACAUCGAGGCCGGCAACGCUUAUAACCCUAGAGAGGGCGACUUUAACUCCAUAGAGGAGGGUAUGCAUUGGAACAUCGAGGACGCACACGUUUCUAAACAAAGAACGCAUUCUGAUCAUACCGAAGUGGGGCUUAUGAAUGAGAAGGGCGCAGGCCAGGACUGCUCUCCAGAACACAAGACUUCCAGGGCGUCCAGGGUUUAUGUUGAGCGGUGCGGUAACGAUGCCCUCAAGCUGGCUUCAAAGGUUGUCAGCCUCGAAAGUCGGCCUCAUCGAGCGAGCAGAUUCGGGCGUGACGAGCCAUUGCGUGACACUGCGUCUCCCCGGCCCGGCAGCAAAUUAAAUAAAUUGGUGAAGAGCUUUCACCGGUGCUUCUCGAUGGACUACAACUACAUGCCGAUGGCUCCUCCCUUUUUUUGUGGUAUCAGAGGGGAGCCUUUCUGGAUCGCGGCAAUAAGUAGAUAG
This is a messenger RNA of Gaeumannomyces tritici R3-111a-1, 2112 nucleotides long. RefSeq lists its product as hypothetical. NCBI's taxonomy places the organism in Eukaryota, Fungi, Ascomycota, Sordariomycetes, Magnaporthales, Magnaporthaceae. The coding region runs from base 1 to 2112 and encodes 703 amino acids. The record is from RefSeq and is a predicted model, not a curated record. The transcript is spliced from 5 exons.